Cladocopium goreaui is the source of this 930-nucleotide messenger RNA. The record is from the annotation of a GenBank genome assembly. Lineage: Eukaryota; Dinophyceae; Suessiales; Symbiodiniaceae.
AUGGCGACCAAUUUUCUGGCCUCUCUGCUGUGUCAGGUUCCCAUCACCUUGGAGACGCCCGGAGCCAGGCCAUGGCUCCGACCUGAGGUGAGCCGCGACCAGGGCCACCGCCGUGCCGUGUCAUCGGCGCCGCACAGCAGCGGUUCCACGGCGUGCCUCGCGGGGGCGUCACUGGGAAUCGCCCAGGCUUAUAGGCGUUCAUCGCGUCGGCGUGCGAAACCUAGGUUCGCCCCAGACACACCAAAGAAGGAGGAAGCCGCUGACCCCGUCGCUCAAGACGACGUGCGCGACCUCACCGAUAGCACCGCCGCUGCGCCGGCACCCCGCCGUCCCGCGCCAGCCGGGCUGGCCCGGGUGAAGACGGGCCCACAGAUGGUGCGGAGGAAGGUGCCCAGAUGGGCUCCAGACGGUGGUGGUGGGGUAGACCUCAUGGUGGCAGACAAAGGCAUCGGUGGAGAACUGGACACCCUCACUGAGGAAGUAGUACCUGGCGAUGGCAGGGUUUACCGAGUCUGCUACGAUUUGGGCAUCGGUAUCCGGAAGGAAGCCAGCAUCGCAGCCAAACGAACGGGCGAAGAUCUACUGAUGGGCGAAUGCUUCGAAGUCAAAACUGAGAUUCGCCGUGCGGGGCGACGCUACUUCGAGCUCCUGGACGGUAGGGGAUGGGUCUUCGACUGGACCGAGAUUGACGGCGAGCGGACGGACCUCAUUGAGUUGGCGGCCCAACUGUACACAGUUGCCUUCCCUGAUGGCGUCAAUGGUAUCGCCUGGAGCUCUGACCCCACCAUGCGCUUCUGCACGGUGAACGGCUUUACCAACGAGGGGGAAGCCACAUCUCUCGCUCAGGCAGGUAUCCGAACUGGAGACGUGCUGGUGAUGAUCGACCAGGAUCCAGUGGUGGGUAUGCCCUUUGGCACGGCCGAAAGCUGA